CAGAAGCCAUCUGCUAUCUAACCACUGCUCGAGUUCUCCACCCUCAAAGUCUCUUCUCAAACUUGAAAACCAUUCCUUACCCAAAAAAUUUCAAUUCCUCUCCAUUGCUUUGAAAAUUCGUCGUACCCACUUCAUAAACCUGUCUAAGAUUAUACAGAAAAAGGUUCCCUCUCUCUUCAAUCUCCUGAUCUUUGACCUUCUUGCUCUGCUUGAAAUCGAAGCUCUCUCUCUGGAUCUCUAGCGAUGGCUCUUGCUGAGAACUCUAGCGCUGAGAACACUGUUGCUGAGAUCAAUCAGAGAGAAGAGAGCAGUAACCAGAAUUUAGCGGCUGAGAAUUCUGCUCCUGGGGUCAAACCGAGAGAAGAGGGUAGUUGUCAGAACCAUCUUUCCCUCAAGAAGAAGAGGACGAACAAUCUCGGAGUUCGUGUCAAGGGAGCGCGAACAUAUGAUUAUGUAAACGGCAAGACUUCCCAUCGGUGUCGGCAGAAGACGAGGGGUUUUGCGGUUUUCUGUAAGCAGCUAAAAAAAGACAAGUUGUGCACUCUUACCUACUGCCACAAAUGUCUUCUGAAUAGAUAUGGCAAAAACACGGAUGAAGUGGGGAAGUUAGAGAGCUGGAUUUGCCCCAAAUGUCGCGGUGUUUGCAAUUGCAGCUUUUGCAUGAAACGGAAAGGGUUCCAGCCAACUGGAGUAUUAGCUCAUGUCGCCAAAUCAAAUGGGUUCAAUUCAGUCCAUGAGCUAUUGGAUAACAAAGGCGCAAAAAAGAUGGAACCCCAAAGCACAGAAUCGACACCUUCUUUUUAUAACAAGGUCUCUUUGUCUUCCAAAAGAAGUCAUGACAAGGAAAACCAGUCUCUUGAGAAUGAAGCAGGACCAAAUGAAGAGGAACUGGCAAAAAGAUUAAAGUUUGGGACAUCCGGCGUCAAUAAAGAACAUGGCAAUCAAAGUCAUGGAGAUGCCAAUUCCAAUCCUUUGGAAGACAUUACACUUCCGCAAGGCAGUCCAUUAACAGAAGUUGCUGGCACUGAACUGCCAGCUCUGGAUGUUGGAGCUGCGUUGCGGUUCUUGGAGUUUUGUUAUGCAUUCUCCAAGGUCCUUGAUAUAAGGGAACGGCAACCUGAGUGCAUUCUCCGAGAUUUAACGAGAGGGUGUCUCGAACGUCAUGGAGUGUAUUCAGCACAUGUUGAAUUCACUAUCAAAUUGCUGUCUCUAAUCGGAAUGGAGAUGAAAAAUGGCAGGGAUGCAUGGUUGCAAGCUCUUAAAAGAUGCAUAGAGAAAUCUAAGUGCACCUUGGAGGGAUUGCCUCUGGACCUUCUCGGCAACGGUUCAAAUGGAUAUGAUAAUCUUGAACCAUCUAUGAAAUUGAAGAUACUAAACUUCCUUUGUGAUGAGGUUCUUUACACAGAAAAGCUAAGGAGUUGGAUAGAUAAAGUGGCUGUAAAAUUUGAUGAAGGAAGGAAGGAGAAUAGAAGAAAACUACUUGCUGCCAAGAAAAAGGAAAAACUUUUAAAACAGCAGGUGAAAGAUGAGGCUGCCAAAGCUAUGCUUUUAGCCAGAGAGGAAACUCCACCCUCUCUACCUGAGUUUGAUGGGUUUCUUUCUCAAUCACGGGCUGACACAGAUGGAGUGCAUGCUGAAGUUCUUGCAUAUGUUGAACUUAUGCCUAAGAUGGCGACAAGGAAUUUGGUGUUGCCAUCAAAUAUGCCGGACAUGCUGAUCUCCAUCAUCUUCAGCAGUUCCUGCAUGGGAGGCAGUUGGAUGCCCCACAAGAACAAUGCAAGUGCUGGACAUUGUUCUUGCGGAGAAUCCCUUACAGAAUUAUGUCAUGGUAGCAAGAGCCUUUUUCUCUAAGAAAUUAGAACCAACAGAAGAUAUCGGUGAUGGAUUAAAAUGUUGGAGAUGUUACUGCCAGUCCUUUCGUCCUAUGCAGAUGGGGUUCUCCUUAAACAUAGCUGAAGUACCAUGAUUCUGGAAAAGAGAAGACAUGCAAUCGAAGAGUGGGGGCAUUGAAUAUGAUUAAUAAGAGAAAAUGGUUAAUGGCUGAAAAAUUGAUAGUUGGGCAUGCAUUAGUUUUUCCCGCAAUCUCCAUCCUGAUGCAGCAUCAACUGGUUCUGCCAAAGUCUGUUUGGUGUUCGUAAUAACUUUGCAAAGUCUAUUGCGUCUGACCCACCAAUCAAAGUCCUCCAUGAACAUGCCAAUAACGCGGAGGGAGCUCUAAGAACCAUGCAUGCUUAGGCGAUUACCGCGUUGAGAGGAGGAACCCUACAGUUGCUACUUAUCAUUCUUCUAGAAAUAACUACAAUCAAGCGUGUUUGUGAAACUGAACUUGGGCUCGUAUCACAAUGUCACUUAGCUAAACAUGUUCAGGAGAGCAAGGCACAAUAUAUGGAAAAUGUGGCUUUGAAAAUUAAUGUGAAGGUCUGUGUUUCUGAAGGUCGGAGAUCGUAACACUGUUCUGUCAGAUGCCCCUUAUAAGCUGGUUGCAGUUGUAUCUGAUAAGGGGCUGUUUGGUUGGCAUUUUUUGCUCUUGUAAAGCUGCCAAAACUGAUAAAAGCUGUCAGUUUUGGCAGCUUUACUUGCAAAAACGCAGCUGUCAGUUUUGGCAGCUUUACAAGGGCAAAAAAUGCCAACCAAACA
Molecule: messenger RNA, 2637 nt
Organism: Asparagus officinalis (garden asparagus)
Lineage: Eukaryota; Viridiplantae; Streptophyta; Magnoliopsida; Asparagales; Asparagaceae
Exons: 16
Coding region: 244-1851 (535 amino acids)
Biological process (GO): regulation of DNA-templated transcription
Cellular component (GO): nucleus
Source: RefSeq, a predicted model, not a curated record